AUGGCAAUGAAGAUGAAGGGCAUCUACAAAAGCUUCAAAAUGGUCUCUCAAUUAUUUGUUGUGAAAGAACGAGACAUGGAAAUUGGGCACCCAACAGAAGUAAAACAUGUGAACCAUGUUGGCUGGGAGGUAUCCUCUGGCAGUGCACCUGCUUGGUUAAGUGAGUUUAAGGCAGAAGCGGAACCUUUGUCUCCAAUACCAUCAUCUUUUUGUCAUUCAAGCAAUUCGAAGUCUGUAUUGACCACUUCUUCAUCCACUGAUUUUGAUCAGAGAUCAAGCCAACCAUUUAUAUCAGAUAGGCCAAGGGAUGUGCCUCCCGUUCCAGUAGGUCUAUCCAAGAUUCAAAGUAAGAGCAAGAAUAGGAGAAAGUAUUCAUCUUCAACAUCAGCCAAAUCCAAAUUACCAUCUCCAAAAUCUUCAAGAUCAACGGGAUCUAGAUAUUCCUUCAAAUCAAUGACAUGUCGGUCAAACUCUAAUGCUUAAAGGUAAAUUCAAAGGGGCAAUGAAAAAAAGAAACAAAGCUUGUGUUUGGUAUCUCUCUUGAUUUUCAUUUUUCUCAAAAAAUUUGUGUUGUAGUUCUGGGAU
This is a messenger RNA of Raphanus sativus (radish), 585 nucleotides long. RefSeq names its product CRIB domain-containing protein RIC11. The record is from RefSeq and is a predicted model, not a curated record. NCBI's taxonomy places the organism in Eukaryota, Viridiplantae, Streptophyta, Magnoliopsida, Brassicales, Brassicaceae.